AUGAAUGGAGGUGACAUGGACUCAGGCUCCUUGUUGAUGGAGAAGAGGGCCAUUGUCCUGGUUGGCUUCUUGUUCUUUUUGUGUCUGGUGGCAGUGAUGGGCAAUGGCUUCAUCACUGUGGCCUUGGGCAUUGAGUGGCUGCUGAGGAAAAAGGUGUAACCCUGCGAUAAAUUGCUGGUCAGUCUGGGGACCUCACGCUUUUGCCUGCAGUGUGUGGUGAUAGAGAGGAGCAUUUAUCUCUUCCUCUACCCCAGAGCCUUCCCCUACAACCCUGUGAUGCAGCUCUUCACCUUCCAGUGGGACUUCUUUAACAUCAUCACUCUGCGGCUCUCCACCUGGCUUAGCGUCUUCUACUGUGUGAAGAUCGCCACAUUCACUCACCCAGCCUUCCUCUGGCUCAAGCAGAAGGUGUCCAGGUGGAUGCUGCUCAGCUCCCUGGGGAUCUCCAACCUGAGUGCCAUCCUGUUCUUCUUUGGCAACCAGUGGUUGUAUCAGAUCCACUUAAUGAGAGACCUGCACGCUGGGAACAACACCGGGAAUGGCAUGAGGAACUCCUAUGAGAAGUUCUACUUCUUCCUGCUGAAGGUGGUUACCUGGACUGUGCCUGGGGUUGUCUUUCUUGUAGGCAUGUUUCUGCUCAUCAUGUCUCUAGGCAAGCAUGCCAAGAAGACCCUCCUGACCAUCUCAGGGUUCUGGGAUGCCAGCACCCAGGCCCACUUCAAGGCUCUACUGGUCCUCAUCUCAUGUUCCAUCCUCUUCAUCUCCUAUUCCCUGUCACUGGUGCUCAACUGUGCAGGUGUCUUUCCAUUUCAGGAACUCCAAUACUGCAUGUGGCAGGUGGUGAUCUAUGUAUGAACAGCUGUGCACCCCAUUAUUCUGCUCUUGAGUAACCCCAGGCUCGGAGCCUACUGCUGAGGAGGUGCUGCCCAAUGUCUGGCGUGUCGUAAGCAACAAGCCUCAGAGUGACACUGACAUAGAGGCAGAGCAUAAUGGGUAUCAUG
Molecule: messenger RNA, 1001 nt
Organism: Loxodonta africana (African savanna elephant)
Lineage: Eukaryota; Metazoa; Chordata; Mammalia; Proboscidea; Elephantidae
Gene: TAS2R60
Product: taste 2 receptor member 60
Exons: 1
Biological process (GO): G protein-coupled receptor signaling pathway; detection of chemical stimulus involved in sensory perception of bitter taste; sensory perception of taste
Cellular component (GO): membrane
Molecular function (GO): G protein-coupled receptor activity; bitter taste receptor activity
Source: RefSeq, a predicted model, not a curated record